UGGAAAGAGAUAUAACCCUGUGGACAACAAAGGUUGCGAUCUAAAGGCUCUUUUGAGGAAGGUAACAGCAAAAUUUGUCAUCAUUAGUGUAGACUACUGGACUUGGACCGAGUUUAUCAAAGUAUCAUAAAAAUUGGCAGUAGAUUUGAACCUCGAAUUGAUUCUCAACUUUACUUUCAACUCCUUGAACCUGCUUUGAUAGUGUCAUUAGUGAGAUAUGACUUACCAGUAUCAGCGCCUGAAUGAAGACGAAGGAUUUCACAAGGCACUUGUGGUUUGUGGAAAUUUUGAAGAGACUCUACGAGAAGCAAUAUACUGUCGUAAGGUUAUCAUCAAACACUUAGAAGACUUAAAAAAAGAAGUUGAAGAAAGCUACGAUAAACAUAAAAAGGCAACAAUAGGAGGAACAGUUGCUACAAUAACUGGAUCUACACUUGGUAUUGUGGGGUUUGCUGCUGGUUUCGUUACUUUUGGUCUUGGUUUCGGUUUAGCUGUUGCUGGUGGUGCGAUUGCAGCUGGAGGAGGUUUAACAUUGGCUGGCUCUCAAAUCGGUUACCAUAUUGUCUCCAGCACUACUUACAAGAAUGCACAGAAAGCCUGCGAGAGAGAUAGAGAGCAAGCAGCUAACAUUGAGAAGUAUGGCGAUGAGCUAGACAGCCACCUCGAAGCACUGGCUAACAAGUAUAAAAUGUCCAAAGAAAAUAUCUUUGAGCAACUGAUGAGUAAAGGGAAGCUUGCAACAAAUGUUUUGAAAUAUACCUACAGUGCUGGUCGAGGCUUUGAUGUAGCAGGAGAUGUCGCUAGGCUUGUCAAAGCUGGUGCAUCAGGGGCUCGAACCACUUUUACUGGGUUAUCAACUGCAGCCAAGGCAUUUCGUAUUGGAGGUGUUGUAAUGGACGUUAUAUUCAUUCCUAUUGAUAUUGGCGUGAUGGCUAAGGCUGCUUAUGAUGUUCACCAGUACAGGACCACUGGAGAGUCCAACUCUGAUAUUGCUGAGAGGAUAGGAGCAAUGAUUAAAAUGCUAAGUGAAAAUUUACAACAAAUGAAGUCUUUCUUGAAUGUGCUUGAAACAACCCAUUAGAUAGGCACAGUGCAUCAUAUUUAAAGUGAAAGUCACCAAAGGAAGCGUAUGUUUUGUCUGUCUUGUCUACAUUCCAUUGUAUAUGUAGAUAAAUUUUACACAUACCAGUACACAUUUUUUUCAAAGAAAGUAUCAUUUUAAAGAUGUUAA
Amphimedon queenslandica is the source of this 1231-nucleotide messenger RNA. RefSeq lists its product as uncharacterized. Gene Ontology annotation, cellular component: extracellular region; membrane. The transcript is spliced from 2 exons. The record is from RefSeq and is a predicted model, not a curated record. Gene Ontology annotation, molecular function: lipid binding. Gene Ontology annotation, biological process: lipoprotein metabolic process; lipid transport. The coding region runs from base 218 to 1081 and encodes 287 amino acids. Lineage: Eukaryota; Metazoa; Porifera; Demospongiae; Haplosclerida; Niphatidae.